This is a messenger RNA of Lachancea lanzarotensis, 483 nucleotides long. Its product is annotated as LALA0S01e17040g1_1. The record is from RefSeq and is a predicted model, not a curated record. The transcript has a single exon. NCBI's taxonomy places the organism in Eukaryota, Fungi, Ascomycota, Saccharomycetes, Saccharomycetales, Saccharomycetaceae. Bases 1 to 483 code for a protein of 160 amino acids.
AUGGUACAGUUCGUGGUUAAGUUGGUUGAGUGGUUUUGUAUUGAUAUAUCGAGUCUCUACGUCGUGGAUUUUAUAAUGCAGGUUCUCUUCCUCCAUCGUUCCUAUAUAUAUAAUUUUAUAUUGGCCAUAUCAUCCGGCGAAACCCCGCAAACAUUAUUUUUUUUGGGUUUCUAUUUUAUCCGGGAAAAAAACGAGAUGUUCCGGCCAAGAAGUAGGAAAGUUUUUCCGGGGGCCCGAGGCACACAGACGGGACCGCAGAGAUUGAUAAAAAGAGAAGCUGAUGCGGAAAAACGUGAGGCCCACCGGAUUUACGUAAGAAAUCGCACGGUGUGUUGCUUAGAACAACCAGCGGAACACCGGAAUGGCAGCAACGGUGUUUGUUACCAGGGUUUCGGGUCAUGUGUAGAAAGAGAGGAAAGGGUCUGCAAUAGUGUGGAGGGAGAUCGAGACAAGGCUUCAAGAAAAGGGCAAGAAAUUGUUUGA